Messenger RNA from Protopterus annectens (West African lungfish), 3132 nucleotides. RefSeq names its product zinc finger BED-type containing 1 (gene ZBED1). Gene Ontology annotation, biological process: regulation of transcription by RNA polymerase II. Bases 399 to 2603 code for a protein of 734 amino acids. Lineage: Eukaryota; Metazoa; Chordata; Ceratodontiformes; Protopteridae. The transcript is spliced from 3 exons. Gene Ontology annotation, cellular component: nucleus. Gene Ontology annotation, molecular function: DNA binding; protein dimerization activity. The record is from RefSeq and is a predicted model, not a curated record.
CGGCUGCGCCGUCUGUCACCGAGCAUAUCGCGACAGACAGCCAUAGGAAGACACUUUUAGAAGGGAAGUAACCACCAUGUCAUUAUUGUCCGACAUAGUCCCGCUUUUGAAGGUUUAUUAUAUCGGCAUUAAAGUACUUCUUUAUCAGCUCUUCAAUUCUUUUGUUUUACCAGGAAGUUCAAUAUUUAUCGGCAUUGCUGUUAAUCCUUUCCUCGCAGAUCCAGUGAACAUCUGUCCCUCACAAGGUCAGCAGUGGUAAGUUGGUACCAACCAUUAAAAUAACCGGUGGCGCAGUCUUCCAAUGGAAGUGAGACUCAGUCAAGACUAGCAGUGAUCGUGAUGGAUAUUUCUGCACAGGUACUCAUUAAUGGCGGAAGCCAGUUUGUGGCCACGAAGAAAUGGAAAGCAAGGGCUUUGAGAGUGUCCCUUCAGACCUUAAACUGGCUACACAUCCUCGAUCCCUAGAGAAUUCACCUUCAGACCUUAAACUGAUUACCCAUCCUCGAUCCCUAGAGAGUUCACCUUCCGACCUUAAACUGGUAACCCAUCCUCGAUCCCUAGAGAGUUCACCUUCGGACCUUAAACUGGUUGCACAUCCUCGAGCUAAGAGCAAAGUCUGGAAGUAUUUUGGAUUUGACACUAAUUCGGAGGGAUGCAUUUUACAGUGGAAGAAAAUAUACUGCAGAAUUUGCAUGGCUCAAAUUGCAUAUUCGGGCAAUACCUCCAACCUUUCUUACCACCUUGAGAAAAAUCACCCAGACGAGUUUUGUGAAUUUGUGAAAAGCAACACUGAGCAAAUGAGGGAAGCUUUUGCUAUAGCAUUUUCAAAACUGAGACCAGAAAUGUCACAACAGGUUGCUCAUGAUGCAUUAAUCAUGAAAACUAACUAUAGCUAUGAGCACAAAAAGCACCAGGAAUUAACAACCGCUGUAAUCAACUUUAUUUGUGAAGGUAUGUAUCCAGCUUCUGUUGUUGAAGAACCUACUUUUAAGGCCCUUUUGAAAGCUGCUGAUCCUAGAUAUGAGCUUCCUGACAGGAAAUAUUUCUGUACAAAGGCAAUUCCUGAAAAGUAUAAUUUAUUGCGGGCCAUUGUACUUAAAGAGCUUAGUGAAGUUUUGUGGUGCGGCAUUUCUACUGAUAUAUGGAAAAGUGAAAAUCAGAACAGGUUAUAUGCGACAGUCGCUCUUCAUGCUUUAACAAGUACUUCUAAUGGCCUCAGUUUUAUAUCCAGAUGUCUAAAAACUUUUGAAGUGCCUGAAGAAAAUACUGCUGAGGCACUCACACGUGCACUUUAUGAGUCUUUUAUUGAAUGGGGAAUCAAUACAAAAGCAUUUGGUGCCACUACAGAUUACAGUAAAGACAUUACAAAGGCAUGUUCACUUCUUGAUCUUCCUGUGCAUAUGCCAUGUCUUGGACAUGCCAUGAAUCAAGGAAUACAAAAGGCCUUCCAGCUUCCAAAACUGUUUAAUCUUCUGACUCGAUGUCGGAAAGUGGUUGAGUAUUUUCAGCAGUCUGUAGUAGCAAUGUAUAUGCUAAAUGAAAAACAGAAGGUACAAAGUGCAUUGCGAUGCAUGUUGAUAAGUGAUCGAAUUGGUUGGUGGGGAAGCACUCUUGCCAUGCUACAGCGUCUAAAAGAACAGCAGUUUGUUGUUGCAGCUGUACUUGCUGAAGACAGCAAUAAUCAUCAUUUGAUGCUGGAAGCAACAGAAUGGUGUAUUGUAGAGGGCCUCAUUGAUUUACUGCAGCCGUUUAAACAAGUUGCUGAAUUACUUUCCACAUCUAAGUACCCUACAAUUAGUAUGGUGAAACCUCUUCUUCAUAUGUUAUUAAAUACUACUGUGAAAGUCUGGGACAGUGAUAUAAAGGAAAUCAGUAUGGCAAAAGAGGUGAUUGCUAAAGAGCUGUCUUCAACUUACAAGCAGACACCUGAGACAGAUAUGUUUCUUAACGUUGCAACAUUUUUGGAUCCUAGAUACAAAAAGUUGCCCUUUCUUUCAGUAUUUGAAAGAUCACAGGUAGAAAACAGAGUAUUAGAAGAGGCAAAAAGUUUUUUAGAGAAGGACAAAGACUACUCUUCAAUACUUGAGGAUAAGAACUUAAUGCUUUCUGAAGAGCCUCCUGAAAAACUUCCACGAACUUCUUCAUCACCUCCCCCAUCUUCUAGUAAUAUCAACAAUAUGUUAGCAGAAAUAUUUUGCCAUUCGGGUGCAGAUGAAGAUCAGGAGGAGUGGCGUGCUCAAAUCAUUGAGGAGCUAAGCAACUUUAAAUCACAAAAAGUACUUGGCCUAAAUGGAGAUCCACUGAAAUGGUGGUCAGAUAGAUUAGCACUGUUUCCUGUUCUCCCAAAAGUACUUCAAAAGUACUGGUGCAUUCCUACUACAAGAAUCUUCCCUGAGCGACUUUUUAGCUCUUCCGCAAAUGUUGUAAGUGGUAAAAGAAGCAGACUGGCCCCAGCCCAUGUAGACCAACAGAUCUUUAUGUAUGAAAAUGCCCGUAAUAACUCUGAAAAAGAACUUGGGGAGGAAGAUGAGGGUGAAUGGGGGUUAGAACAAGACCAGAUUUUAAAUGUAAAUGAUACUCUUAAUAAUAAAUUUUUUCCAUGAAAGAAAAUGCACUUUAUGUAAAAUGCUUAGAAGCGGUACUGAUACAGUAGGUCACCAAACCAAAAUCAUAUUAUUUCACAUUCUCUUACAGCUACUGUAUAUAAUAUUUAAUUAGACUGUUUAUUUUUUGCUUGUGUACUCUGGAUUUUAUGACUGGGUUGGGAAACACAUGUUAUAAAAUACUGAAAUAAGUUGAUGACAUUAAUGAUGUCUGGAAACAUACAUUGAACUGUGCAUUAUAUAUUUUUAAACUGUGUUUGGAAUUAUGUAAAAUGUAUAUUGUUAUAAGGCUGGUGAAAUGUUUUAUACGUAUAUGUAAUUUAACACAGCAGCAUUUUUUCUACGUUGAAGGAAAAGUAAGAAAUUAUUGUAACGGGUUCAACAUUUAAAAAGUUAUAUUCAUUUAACCAAUUUAAAAUUAUAUUUUUCUUCUAAUCUGAAUUACAGUGCUGUAUGAUAUGGUCUUUUAAAAGGCAGAAACAAUUGUCAGUUGGAGAAGUAUUCAUAAAUCUAAAUGUUUGUUGAACAA